GUAAACACAGAAAAAAACAGUACGGAUCGCAUUUCAUUUAAUACAUACAAACAAACAUUAAAUACAUAUAGUCUCAUGUAACGAAAACUGCACAUGUCGUGUUAUCACAUAACAAGAGCUGCAUUUGACUGGAUAAGUUGAUACCAAGAAGAUAAAUACAAUAGGUCGAAAAUGAGUACACCUUUUCCUAUCAUAGAUUUGAGCAAAAUAGGCCUACAAAAGAAGUGCAGUGAGAUAGACAGACAGGCCCUUGAAACUGUAGCAGACCAACUUAAAAAUAGUUUAUGUAAGUUUGGAGCGUGUUAUUGCACAAACCAUGGCAUUGAAUAUGAAGAUAAAUACGUUAAAAGAUUUGAAAAAUUCUACAAACAGCCACUUGAUGUGAAGACACAACAUCUUCGCGGAACGCGACGUGAUUUUGGUUAUUCACCAAUAGGGCAGGAAAAAAUAAACCUUGAGAGACCUGGAGACCUCAAAGAGUGUUUCAAUUACCAGCCGGCAGACGAUCCGAAUGAUUGGAAAAACAACGACUUUCCGUCUGCGUGUAGAGAAAUGUUUAAUGACUGUGAGAUACUCGGAUACCGUAUGCUUGAUGCACUUUCCAUAGCACUUGGUCAAAACCAAACAUUUCUAAGAGAAGGGCACAGGAAAAUUGGUACACGUGAGAACCCUACAACGUUUAGAACGCUAUACUACCCUCCAGUCACGACAACAAAUUUAGAACCUAGCCGAAUUCGUUUUGGUGAGCAUUCAGAUUACGGAACAAUAUCAUUUGUGUUUCAAGAUGACGUCGGCGGACUGGAGAUCAAUGUCAAAGAUCAAGGCUUUGUACAGGCAAUACCAAUUCCGGGGACCCUUCUCUUAAUUGCGGCUGAUUUACUACAGCGUUGGACUGAAGACAAAGUCCCGGCUGUGGUACAUAGGGUGCUGAUUCCGGAAGACGAACACAUGAAAACAAAACCUCGGCAAUCGGCUGUGUUCUUUAUAUUACCAGAUCAUGAUUUCGUUGUGAGUCCUAUGUAUGGAUCAACUAAGUAUAAACCAAUCACGUGCUUGGAAUAUUUACAACCGAAAAUGGAGGCCCUUGCAGACGUUAAAUACUAGGAAUGCUAAUUAUUGCUCAACUGUAUUUGUAUUGAAAGAAAUAGUUACCAAAUUUGAGAGCGC
Messenger RNA from Ruditapes philippinarum (Manila clam), 1167 nucleotides. RefSeq lists its product as uncharacterized. Bases 172 to 1104 code for a protein of 310 amino acids. The record is from RefSeq and is a predicted model, not a curated record. Lineage: Eukaryota; Metazoa; Mollusca; Bivalvia; Venerida; Veneridae. The transcript is spliced from 2 exons. Gene Ontology annotation, molecular function: dioxygenase activity.